AUGGGGUGCGCGAAGUUAUUUGCAGCGUUGCGUCGCUGCAAACAAUUUGAAGAUGGUGACACUACGACGCAGUUAUCCAGGUGCUUGGGUCUCCUGGAUCUUACAGCACUUGGUGUUGGGAGUACGCUAGGACUUGGAGUGUACGUUUUAGCUGGAGCAGUUGCUAAGACUGUUGCGGGCCCAGCUGUGACUCUCAGCUUCCUGGUGGCGGCCAUCGCAUCUGCAUUUGCUGGUCUGUGCUACGCAGAAUUCGCAGCAAGAGUUCCUAAAGCAGGAUCAGCGUACGUGUACAGCUACGUCAGUGUUGGCGAGUUCAUAGCUUUCACGAUAGGAUGGAACCUUAUCUUGGAGUACGUGAUAGGCACAGCUAGCGUUGCUAAAGGCAUGGCGAACUACAUAGACAGCCUCUUCAACAGUACCAUGGCUAAAACCAUGACGGCAGUGGCGCCAAUAAACGUGUCAUUUCUCGCCGAUUAUCCCGAUUUCUUCGCGUUCACUUUGGUACUUCUGAUUACGAUUCUCCUCUGCGUGGGCGUUAAAGAAUCGACGAAAUUGAACAACGUGUUCACUGCUCUCAAUAUGGCGACCGUCGUGAUUGUUGUUGUAGCUGGCUCUAUUAAAAGCGAUCCGGCGAACUGGAGGAUACAAGUUAAGGACAUACCAGAAGAGUAUCGCGAACAAGCAGGCGAAGGAGGUUUCAUGCCGUGGGGUUUGGCUGGCGUCAUGGCUGGAGCCGCUAAGUGCUUCUUCGGCUUUGUGGGCUUCGACUGCGUGGCCACAACUGGCGAAGAAGCCAAAAACCCGAAAAGGGACAUACCAUUGUCAAUCGUGGUUUCUUUGGUCGUGAUCUUCGUGUCAUACUUCAGCAUUGCCACUGUCUUGACGAUGAUGUGGCCGUACUAUCUGCAGGACGCAGACGCGCCCUUCCCCUACGUGUUCACGCAGACAGGCAUGCCGGUAAUCAUGUGGAUAGUGACGGUGGGCGCCGUGUUCGCGCUGUGCACGAGCCUCCUGGGCGCGAUGUUCCCGCUCCCACGCGUGCUGUACGCGAUGGGCUCAGACGGUGUACUGUUCCGCCCCCUGUGCAAAAUCAAUGCCCGUACUAAAACGCCACUGCUGGCGACUUUACUAAGUGGAUUGUUUUCUGCGAUAAUGGCGGCUAUAUUUAACUUAAAUCAACUAAUAGACAUGAUGUCUAUAGGAACUCUCCUGGCGUACACAAUAGUUGCGACCAGCGUACUGAUUCUCAGGUAUGAGGAAGAUAGUCGGCUAAUCAUGAACGGCAUCAAGGCGGUCCCAGACACUGCGUUCAGUGUAAUCAAACAGACUUUCAACUUACUUGGUCUGAAGCACCCCAACUCUCUAUCGUUUGAAAUCGCCAAGUGGACCAUCGGAUUAUUUUUUGUCGUUGCGCUGGCGACCUGUGCUCUGAUGCGCUGGUCGGGCGGCGACGUGGCCGUCAUCUGUUGCGGCGUGUUGCUGGUGCUACUGCUGGUGGUUCUGUACCGGCAGCCGCGCGCCAGUGUACAGCAUCUUACCUUUAAGGUGCCUCUAGUGCCACUUGUUCCAUACUUGAGUGUCUGCAUGAACGUGUACCUGAUGAUGCAGCUGGACUACCAGACCUGGGUGCGGUUCAUCAUAUGGCUAGCGAUCGGUUACGCGAUCUAUUUCUUCUACGGCAUCAGGAACAGUUCUCUGAGUGAAAAGAAAAUAGUGACAGAAAAGGAUAACGGAAAGACAGAGAACGAAAAACAAGUGAUCACAAAGUUUUAAAUAAUUGCAAAUAUUAUUGUUGUAAAUUAAGUGAUUUUGUAAUUAAAACAGGUUGAUUUAGGUUUAAGAUUUAAGAAGUAGCCCGCCGAUAACAAAUUAAUGACUAAAUUAGACUAAACGGAAAUAUUUAUAUGUGACUUGAUUUUGAACGUAAAAUA
Molecule: messenger RNA, 1931 nt
Organism: Melitaea cinxia (Glanville fritillary)
Lineage: Eukaryota; Metazoa; Arthropoda; Insecta; Lepidoptera; Nymphalidae
Gene: slif
Product: cationic amino acid transporter 3
Exons: 10
Coding region: 1-1773 (590 amino acids)
Biological process (GO): transmembrane transport; amino acid transport
Cellular component (GO): plasma membrane
Molecular function (GO): amino acid transmembrane transporter activity
Source: RefSeq, a predicted model, not a curated record